Molecule: messenger RNA, 876 nt
Organism: Phoenix dactylifera (date palm)
Lineage: Eukaryota; Viridiplantae; Streptophyta; Magnoliopsida; Arecales; Arecaceae
Product: autophagy-related protein 8C-like
Source: RefSeq, a predicted model, not a curated record
UCCUUUAGGGGUAGGGAACUCGCUCCUUCCUCCCUUCCUCACCUGCUUCUAAUACGUUCCGUGUGCUUCUUCGUAACCCUAGUUAAUAAUUUCCCAAAACUCCCCGUCCCUUUCCCCCAAAUUCCUUGACGGGGAAUUCUCUUGCGGCGAUUGAUCCUUAGAUCAUUUAGUCUUAUCGAUCCUCUCUGAGGGAUCACCACUUCAUGGCGAAGAGUUCCUUCAAGCUCGAGCAUCCUCUCGAAAGGAGGCAGGCAGAAGCUGCUCGUAUCCGAGAGAAGUAUCCAGACAGAAUUCCUGUGAUUGUUGAAAAGGCUGAAAGGAGUGACAUACCAGACAUUGAUAAGAAGAAGUACUUGGUUCCUGCAGAUUUAACUGUUGGGCAGUUUGUCUAUGUUGUUCGGAAGAGGAUUAAGCUCAGCGCAGAGAAAGCCAUCUUCAUUUUUGUCAGGAACACUUUACCUCCCACAGCUGCUAUGAUGUCUGCGAUCUACGAGGAAAACAAAGAUGAAGAUGGUUUUCUUUACAUGACAUACAGUGGCGAGAACACAUUUGGAUCCUCCUAAGGCAAUGAAACAUUUCUUUGUAGAUAAAAAGACCUUGAAAAAAAAAGGUGUAUAUUCUUCCAUUUGUCUCCCCAAGUUCUGCCCAUUAGCUGUCGAUGCUUAAACACAGUGCUGUUUACAUUUUAAAAGUUCUGGACAUAUGAAUUUAAUACUACAACUGUUCAUGGUGAUCUCAAAAUGAUAAAUAGCUGGCAGUGUUUCGUUGUAGUGGUUGUAGUGGUUGUACGAGAAAAUUAUUUUAAAGCUUAUUUGAAAGCUUUAAGAUAAGUCUGAUUCUUAUUUUAAAGCUUGUCCAGGUUGGGCACAGUGUGAA